UGGUGCUUGUUCUAGUCAUGCUGCCCUCUUUCUCUUUUUCCAUUAUAGCAUCUUGGCCUUUGCUUUCAGGGGCAACUUUGCUUUUCUUUAAUUACCAUGACAUCUAGUUUUAACUUUUUUUAAGGUUUUCCAAGGACUUCUAGUUAGAGACUCUCUUGUAAGUAUUUUAAGUAUAUGGGGAGAUUUUCUGAAGUUCUGGUUGUCUUGUAUUGGAUUUUUUGUGUUGGUUUUGUAAAUGGCAUUGGUGUUAAUUUGGGUACACAAGCAAGCCAUCCUUUAUCUCCUUCAAUAGUGGUUCAGAUGCUUAAAGAUAACGGAAUUGAAAAGCUGAAGCUAUUUGGAGCAGAGGAGGGAACUCUAAAUGCUCUAAAAAACACUGGGAUUCAGGUGAUGGUAGGCAUUCAAAAUGACAUGCUUCCAGGUCUGGCUGCCGACAUGAAUGCAGCAGAGAUAUGGGUUUCGAAGAAUGUUUCUUCUUAUGUUAAUGAUGGAGUUAAUAUAAGCUAUGUUGCAGUUGGGAAUGAACCAUUCCUCAAAACAUUAAAUGGAACUUACCUGCAAUCAACCUUCCCAGCCCUCCAAAACAUCCAAAGUGCACUUAUCAAAGCAGGCCUUGGAAAUCAAGUAAAGGCGACAAUCCCCCUCAAUGCUGAUGUCUACGAGUCAGUAACGGGCAAGCCUUCUGAUGGCGACUUUCGUGCUGACAUCAAAGACCUCAUGCUUUCCAUUGUCAAAUUUCUCAAUGACAACUCUUCCCCUUUUACAGUCAAUAUCUACCCUUUUAUUAGUCUUCUCAAUGACCCAAACUUCCCAGUAGACUAUGCCUUCUUUGAUGGUUCAUCAUCCCCCAUCAUCGACGGUUCGACGACAUACUCAAACACCUUGGAUGCUAACCAUGACACUCUUGUUUCGGCUCUGAAGAAGAAUGGAUUUAGCAACAUAUCAAUCAUAGUUGGUGAGAUUGGUUGGCCAACAGAUGGUAAUAUAAAUGCUAAUGUUCAGUAUGCUCAGAAGUUCAAUCAGGGCCUUAUGAAUCACAUUGGGCAGGGAACUCCAAUGAGGCCAGGAACAUUGGAUGUCUAUUUGUUCAGUUUGAUUGAUGAGGAUGAGAAGAGCAUUCAGCCAGGGAACUUUGAGAGGCAUUGGGGGAUUUUUACCUUUGAUGGGAGAACUAAAUACCAGCUGAAGAUUGGAAACACUGAGCUGGUUUCUGCUAAGGGAGUCAAGUAUCUGGAGAAGAGAUGGUGUGUACUGAAACCAUCAGCUAGCCUUAGUGAUCCAAAUGUGGCUUCAAGUGUGAGUUUUGCUUGUGGAAAUGCAGAUUGUACAAGUCUGGGUUAUAAGACCUCCUGUAGUGAUCUGGAUGCUCGUGGUAACAUCUCUUAUGCAUUUAAUAGCUAUUAUCAGAAGAAUGAUCAAGAUGAUAGAGCCUGUGGUUUUUCAAACUUGGGAACUAUUACAAAUCAAGAUCCGUCGACACAGACUUGCAAGUUUCCUAUCAUGAUUGAAGAAUCGCGAGGAGUUACAUGGAGGCCGGGGGGAGCUCAAGAGCAUGGUUAUGCAACAGUGCUGUCUGUAUUGAUUUCAUUAUUGUUGUUGAUAUUGGUUUGAGGUUUUUCUUGGAACUUACUGCUUCUGCCUGUGUUAUGAUUACAUGAAUUGUUUGUUUGUUCACUUUUUUUUUUUUUGGAUUAUAUGAUAAGUUGAUGUACAGAUUUCAC
Messenger RNA from Dendrobium catenatum, 1721 nucleotides. RefSeq names its product glucan endo-1,3-beta-glucosidase 6. Bases 175 to 1611 code for a protein of 478 amino acids. Gene Ontology annotation, molecular function: hydrolase activity, hydrolyzing O-glycosyl compounds. NCBI's taxonomy places the organism in Eukaryota, Viridiplantae, Streptophyta, Magnoliopsida, Asparagales, Orchidaceae. Gene Ontology annotation, cellular component: plasma membrane. The record is from RefSeq and is a predicted model, not a curated record. Gene Ontology annotation, biological process: carbohydrate metabolic process. The transcript has 2 exons.